Polyodon spathula (Mississippi paddlefish) is the source of this 1161-nucleotide messenger RNA. RefSeq names its product RING finger protein 212B-like. The transcript has 13 exons. Gene Ontology annotation, molecular function: SUMO transferase activity. Gene Ontology annotation, cellular component: synaptonemal complex. Lineage: Eukaryota; Metazoa; Chordata; Actinopteri; Acipenseriformes; Polyodontidae. The record is from RefSeq and is a predicted model, not a curated record. Gene Ontology annotation, biological process: protein sumoylation; homologous chromosome pairing at meiosis; reciprocal meiotic recombination. The coding region runs from base 191 to 946 and encodes 251 amino acids.
CGUUGAAAGGUUUUCUAGGCUUUUUUCCAGAGAAAAAACGACUAGAGACCCGCGCUUGACGUCUUUUUUGAUGAUAUGGGACUGGAAAGGGAAGAUUGUAAUGCCGGACCUGGUCCGACACAGGACCUCAAAGGGUUAAAGAGUCUUGUGUCUCCUUUGUAUUCCUCCCCAGCUGAAGCCUCAGGAACAGAUGUAUUUCAGGAACCCCAUAGAAGUGGCCCGGAAUCAUUUUGAACAAAUUGCACAGGUGUCCGUGUUCCAGAAGAAGCAGAUGGCGCGUGUCCUGGCUUUUUACAAGUACAAAUCCUCGGAGUUGGAGAUCAAGCUGCAGGAGGAGAGCAAGCUCAGCAAACAGCGGGAGAGUGAACUGGCUGAGCUGAGGAAGGAGAAUUCAGAGCUCAAGAAUCUCCUGUCACAUGUCAAGUUGUCUCAGAGUCCUCUACAACAAAACAGUUUUUUUGUUGUUGUUGUUUCAUACAGGGGCAAUCGGAUAUCGAGGCCAGUAGCCAUUACGUCUCCUACACUAGUAAGCCCUAGAAGAAGCAGCUGUCAAGUCAGCCGCUCAGACUCGAUGGAAUCACUGGAGCAGUACAGAGGAAACAGAUCUGGAGGUGCCAUCACCCCGGGGAGUGUCAGCACCAUGUCAGGCAGAAGCACACCGCAGGACCCAAAUUUCAGAACUCCCACCAGUGUCUCUGGAGGAGUGCUGGCCGGCAGAACCCCCAGCAGUUUGUCCCGGACCCCUCGCCUGCUCCAGUUCCAGUUCAGUUCUGGUUCCAGCCUCCAGUCGCUCCCUUCCCCCAACCCUCGAAUAUUCACAGGUCAGCCAGGUCAAAGCAGUGGUCAAGCUCGAACACCUCAGCUGUUAUCUUACACACAGUCGUCUUUGAAUCAGAACAGAGAAAGGUUCUGUUUUUUUACCACAGGCGUUUCUAGCCAGACUUGAGUUACACACAAGCCUGAUGAGAGCCAGAGAAAGACAUCCGAGAGAGACAGAGAGAGAGAAAGAGGAGAUGCAUACAUCUGGCAGAGCAGCAGCUGGAACUGAAGAGCAGAAAACGAUAUUUGUACAAUGGGGCACAAAACUGAUUAUUCAGACUAGGAUGUCUACAGAAACCAGACGAGAGCAGCUGGUGUCAAUCGGGCUGAUUUCACCCUUCA